Oryza sativa Japonica Group (Japanese rice) is the source of this 1656-nucleotide messenger RNA. RefSeq names its product protein trichome birefringence-like 40. Gene Ontology annotation, molecular function: O-acetyltransferase activity. The record is from RefSeq and is a predicted model, not a curated record. Gene Ontology annotation, cellular component: Golgi apparatus. NCBI's taxonomy places the organism in Eukaryota, Viridiplantae, Streptophyta, Magnoliopsida, Poales, Poaceae.
AAAAUAGAUGCAAAACCAACCAAACAAUGCACUGCUUGGGGGCUUGGCUUCAUCCUCCAUGUAGCAACAACUCAACCAACACAUUCCAAAUUUUGUUUUUCAGUUUUGAGUUUUCCUUUUCUUUUUAUGGUUUAGUAGUACCACUCCAGUAUAUACACUGCUACUACCGAGUUGCAGAUGUGUACAUCCAUCCCAGUGAAAAGUGCAGUGGCAGAGGCAGAGCAGCCGGUGAAGUAGCAGUUGGAGCUAAGCUAGCAAUGGAUCCCCUGAAGCUGAAACCACCCUCCAUGGCCACCCGCAAGCGCCUCGCCGGCGCCGCCCUCGGCUGCCUCUCGCUCUUCCUCCUCUCCCGCGCCCUCCUCUUCUCCCAAGACGACCCGGAGCCCGUCAAGCGACCGGACGAGGCGUCCUCAAUCUCAUUGCCGCCCGACCGCAUUGCCAUUAUUGCUGCUGCACCUGCGCCGAGCCCAGCUACUGCUGCUGCUUCCGAUGGCUCGCCGGCGCCGGCCCAGGAUGAAGUCCGGUGCGACCUGUUCGACGGCAGCUGGGUGUACGACCCGGCCGGCUAUCCGCUCUACGACGCCGGGGAGUGCCCCUUCUUGAGCGACCAGGUCACCUGCCGGAGGAACGGCCGGCCGGACUCCGGCUACGAGCACUGGCGGUGGCAGCCCAGGCGGUGCGCCGCCGCUCUCAGGCUGCGUGGUGGGGAGAUGCUGGAGCAGUGCCGGGACAAGCGAGUGGUGCUCGUCGGCGACUCGCUCAACCGCAACAUGUGGGAGUCGCUCGCCUGCAUCCUCUACGCCGCGGCGCCCGACCGCUCACGCGCCACCGUCGACGACGCCAGCGCCGACCACAAGAUCUUCCAAGCAUUGUUGAACUUUUUUUGCGAUCACGGACAGGAUUACAACUGCACGGUGGAGUUCUACUGGAGCCCGUUCCUGGUGGACCUCGACGACCAGACCAGGGUGCUGAAGCUGGACCGCCUCCCGGCGACGACGUAUCGCCGGCUCGCCGCCGCCGACGUGCUGGUGUUCAACACGGGCCACUGGUGGACGCACACCGGCAAGUUCAGGGCGUGGGAUCACCUGGAGAGGAACGGGAAGAAGGUGGAGAUGGGAGCGGAGGAAGCCUUCAACCGCGCGCUCCGGACAUGGACGCGGUGGCUCGAUCGAAACGUGGACUCUCACAAGACCAUGGUGUUCUUCCGCAGCAUCUCCCCCGAGCACAAGAACAAGAACUGGUGCUACAACGAGACGGCUCCGAUGGCGAGGGCGGAGGAGUACGUGGAGGCGUUCCCGAGAGGGAUGGUGUCGAUCGUGGAGAGGAACGUGAGGAGGGCGAGGACGGCGGUGGGGUACCUGGACAUCACCCGGCUGUCGGAGCUCCGGCGAGACGCGCACCCGUCAGUGUUCACGGUCAGGGGAGGGAAGCUGCUGACGCCGGAGCAGAGGCGGCAGCCGGGAUCGUACGCCGACUGCAGCCACUGGUGCCUGCCCGGGCUGCCUGACACGUGGAACCUUCUCCUCUUUGCCUCCUGGACCUCGCUUCGAUCCUGAGAUCAUCUCUUCUUCUCCAUUGUCGAUGCGCCAUUGAUGCAUCAUGCAUGUAUAUAUAGGAUUAAUUGUUGCUGAAACUCCUCGUUUUUUGUCUUGUGAA